This is a messenger RNA of Heterotrigona itama, 767 nucleotides long. Lineage: Eukaryota; Metazoa; Arthropoda; Insecta; Hymenoptera; Apidae. The record is from the annotation of a GenBank genome assembly.
UUUUUUUCUUCUUUUUUUUUUCACGAGCAAUUAAACCGUGUUAUUUAUCGUAUCGGUCGUGCAAACGAGGCUCAACAACAGUGGAAUUCGUUCAUAAUUUAGAAAGUUCAUAUUUUAGAAAGCGAAGGAGCGAGAAUAGCGAAUGAAACGCCGUGUAAUCGAAAGGAACUUUGGCGACAAUCUCGGCCGAUUUAUCGGCGAAUAAUACGGUUGAACAUGAGUCGACCAUCGCCCAGAGACAAUCUCAAGGGUACCCUGGCCCGAGGAAAUAGGGGACUAUUGACCUGUGAUGAAGCAUUGGUACCCCCUUUCGGAUCGAUUACACUCCCAUCUUCGGCCAUUUUAACAGCUAACCAGAGGAGACGUUGUACGAUGUCCACCAUCUACAAUUUAACGGACGGGAUUCCCUGGAACGUCGCUCCGUACGGUCUGGAACGUCGGAUUGUUUGGGGCAGUUACGCGGCUCAUUCGGGCUCGCUGCCAACAGGCGUAUAAAGAGAGAAUUUCCCGUGGAAUCUCACAUUCGGCGACGAACUCACGGAGAUCAACCUAGGACGUUCGACGCUCUUUUGUUUCGGGGGCCACUUGAAACAAAGGGGGAUGACAAUAUUCUUCCAAUUGGGCUUCAGUCUAGCAACUACGUACUCUCCCCGUUAUUCGAAUACUAAUCCAUUAACUUGUUAAUGUUACUGGGACACUAUCAACAAUUGAAGCAUAAAAUUUCCAUGUCAGAGGCAGAUUGAUAUUAAAAAAAAAAAAAAAAGAAA